This is a messenger RNA of Lachnellula hyalina, 375 nucleotides long. RefSeq names its product 60S ribosomal protein (gene RPL31B). The record is from RefSeq and is a predicted model, not a curated record. The transcript has 3 exons. Lineage: Eukaryota; Fungi; Ascomycota; Leotiomycetes; Helotiales; Lachnaceae. Gene Ontology annotation, molecular function: structural constituent of ribosome. Gene Ontology annotation, biological process: cytoplasmic translation. Bases 1 to 375 code for a protein of 124 amino acids. Gene Ontology annotation, cellular component: ribosome; cytosolic large ribosomal subunit.
AUGUCGUCCAAAGGAAAGAAGCCCGCCGGCAAGGCACAAAGAUCCGCCAUCGCUGAUGUCGUUGCGCGCGAAUACACAAUCCACCUCCACAAGAGACUCCAUGGUGUUUCAUUCAAGAAGCGCGCCCCAAGAGCCGUCAAGGAGAUCAAGAAGUUCGCUACUCUGUCAAUGGGCACAUCCGACGUUCGUCUCGACCCCCAAUUAAACAAGAAGGUCUGGGAGGCUGGUAUCAAGGGUGUCCCAUACAGACUGCGCGUCCGAAUCUCAAGGAAGCGAAACGACGAAGAGGGUGCUAAGGAGAAGCUGUACAGCUACGUUCAGGCUGUCAAUGUCAAGGAUGCCAAGGGAUUGCAGACGGCUGUCGUUGAGGAAUAG